AACUACUAUGAUAGAUAGUAACUUUUUUUUCAAUAAUCUUUCUAAUCUUGAAAUUCUUCGUCUUUAUGAUAUGGAAGAUGUUUCUUUUAAUGAUAUUAUCUUAUUAAAAAAUCUUAAAUUUCUCGUUUCUGCAUAUAUAAAUAUAUAUGAUAUGUAUUUUCAAAUUUAUACUUCUUUUAAUCAGCGAUGUGAAAAUAAUUUAAUAGUUAAUAUUAAAAAUUACGAACAUCAAGAUGCAUUAAAAAUUUUUAAUUCUUGGAUCGAACAUUUAAAAUCUCUUUCA
Messenger RNA from Cetraspora pellucida, 283 nucleotides. Lineage: Eukaryota; Fungi; Glomeromycota; Glomeromycetes; Diversisporales; Gigasporaceae. The record is from the annotation of a GenBank genome assembly.